Messenger RNA from Coffea eugenioides, 1761 nucleotides. RefSeq names its product sugar carrier protein C-like. Gene Ontology annotation, cellular component: membrane. The record is from RefSeq and is a predicted model, not a curated record. Lineage: Eukaryota; Viridiplantae; Streptophyta; Magnoliopsida; Gentianales; Rubiaceae. Gene Ontology annotation, molecular function: monosaccharide transmembrane transporter activity. Gene Ontology annotation, biological process: monosaccharide transmembrane transport. The transcript is spliced from 4 exons. The coding region runs from base 42 to 1619 and encodes 525 amino acids.
CCCUAUUGCUCUCCUCGGGACUGUAGAGAAAGUAAUCAAAAAUGGCAGGUGGAGGAAUUGCCCCAUCCAAGGGGAAGGCUUAUCCUGGAAAUAUGACAUGUAAAGUCUUCGUGACUUGCAUUGUUGCUGCAAUGGGAGGCUUAAUCUUCGGUUAUGAUAUCGGCAUUUCAGGUGGGGUUAUAUCGAUGCCUCUUUUUUUAAAGAAAUUCUUCCCGGACGUCUGGAGGAAGGAGCAAGGCAUGAGUCCCUCAACAAAUCAGUACUGUACAUACAACAGCGAAACGUUGACAUUGUUUACAUCUUCGCUGUAUUUUGCUGCUCUCUUAGCAUCUUUUGUAGCUUCCAGUGUUACUCGUGCAUGUGGACGAAGAGUCUCCAUGGUGAUUGGCGGAACGCUUUUCCUAGCUGGUUCUGCUGUCAAUGGAUUUGCACAAAAUGUCUUGAUGCUCAUUAUUGGCAGGCUCCUUCUUGGUUUUGGUAUUGGAUUUGCUAAUCAGUCUGUGCCCGUGUACCUCUCUGAGAUGGCUCCAUACAGAUAUCGUGGAGCUCUGAACAUGGUGUUUCAAUUGUCAAUCACAAUAGGUAUCCUUGGGGCCAAUCUAUUGAACUAUUUUAUGGCAAAUUUGAAGUAUGGAUGGCGUAUAAGCUUGGGGUGUGCAGCUGUACCAGGCAUUAUUUUCAUCGUCGGAUCCUUACUCCUUCCUGAUACUCCCAACUCAUUGAUCGAGCGUGGCAAGCGCGAAGAAGCCAAAAUAAUGCUUCAGAAAAUCCGUGGAAUUCGGGAUGUAGAUGAGGAGUUCGAUGACUUGGUUAUUGCCAGUGAAGAAUCCAAGAAAGUACAGCAUCCGUGGGCAAAUAUUAUGAAGGAAAAGAACAGACCCCAGUUAACAUUUGCGAUGCUUAUCCCAUUUUUUCAGCAAUUCACUGGCAUUAAUGUGAUUAUGUUCUAUGCACCAGUUCUGUUUAAGACUAUUGGCUUUGGGAGUACUGCUUCGCUCAUGUCUGCCGUUAUAACUGGUUUAGUAAAUUGUUUAUCAACCUUGGUUUCAAUAGCCAUUGUCGAUAGAUUUGGAAGGAGAGGACUCUUCCUUGAGGGUGGAUCACAAAUGCUCAUAAUGCAGCUGGCGAUUGCUGCUGCAAUUGGUGCUAAAUUUGGGGUUAGUGGAAACCCGGGCAGUUUGCCAAAGGGUUACGCUUUAGCGGUGGUAGCAAUGAUUUGUGUUUAUGUAGCUGGCUUUGCAUGGUCUUGGGGGCCUCUUGGUUGGUUGGUGCCUAGUGAGAUUUUCCCUCUCGAAGUACGGUCUGCAGGGCAAAGUAUCAACGUAUCAGUAAAUAUGAUCUUCACGUUUGUGGUUGCUCAGAUUUUCCCUGUGAUGCUGUGCAAACUCAAGUUCGGAUUGUUCCUGUUCUUCUCAUUCUUUGUGGUGAUAAUGACCAUUUUCAUCUAUAAGUUUUUCCCAGAAACCAAAGGAGUUCCCAUUGAAGAGAUGGCAAUUGUUUGGAGUCGGCAUCCAUACUGGAGGAAGUUCGUCCCUGCACCUGACAAUAUUGAUGAUGAUAGAAAGCCUGGCUCUGGACGAAUUGGAAUUGAGAUUGUUAAGAAGGAACAAGAUUGCUGAAGAAGGCGAGAGUUCAAUAUUGCUUUGGGUAAUUGUUUGAUUGUGGUACAUUAUUCAUUAUUGGGUUUCUCCUUUGGUUUUGUUUCCAAUAAUUUGAUAGACUUUAGAAUCUUGUUUUGUUCUAGCUUUUCAGAUUUUCUGU